AUGACAUUGUUUGCCAUUGCCUCGGCAGACAGUUGUGUCACCCAACUCCAACAAUAUAUAAAUGCUGGCCAAGGCUACCAGUGCAUUACCUAUUCGGGUACUGCCAUCACUCCAUCUGGCAACCAAUUUGCUUUAAAGGGCAACCUGAUGUACAGUCGUUACUUUGAUGGAAUAAGACAACAGGCACCUGUUAAGAUACUCCAGAGUGACAGCUAUGUAUGUGGUUCCAACCUUCUAAACCAACCCUUUGAUGUUGCCCAACCAAGUCCACAGCCAAGUGAGUUUGUUGUAUACACCAAUGGAACGAUUCAAGUUGGUAACAAGGGUGCAACACUAUACUGUUCCGCUGCCACUGGAAACACAUUCGGAUUCCUUAUGGAUGGUGUAGUUCACACUUUUGUUUUGAUUAUCAAUCCAUUGCCAGUUGGAUGCCCUGCUCUUCACUUUGGUGAGUCUUGUACUGUUGCCCCACCAUCACCCAAGGUAUCAGUGUCAAAGAAGGUGGCCUCGUCAUGGACAACAGACAAUGUUGAAUAUGUUCAAUAUGAUGUGAUUGUUAAGAAUGAUGGAGCUAGUACAAUUACCCAAGUUACAAUGACCGCCACUGACUUCAACCCAACCUCCUCAUGGAAUGUUAUCUUGAACGGUGGAGAGAUAUCACUUCCAGCCUAUGCAUCGAUUGCCCCCAACGGAGGUACCUUUACUUGGGGAUACAUAUCCACUGCAGCGCAAAUAUCAUUGUUUAGUAUCAAAUCGGCACAAUAA
Messenger RNA from Acytostelium subglobosum LB1, 765 nucleotides. RefSeq lists its product as hypothetical. The record is from RefSeq and is a predicted model, not a curated record. The transcript is spliced from 2 exons. Gene Ontology annotation, biological process: extracellular matrix organization. Lineage: Eukaryota; Evosea; Eumycetozoa; Acytosteliales; Acytosteliaceae. Gene Ontology annotation, cellular component: extracellular matrix. Gene Ontology annotation, molecular function: extracellular matrix structural constituent; carbohydrate binding. Bases 1 to 765 code for a protein of 254 amino acids.